AUGCAAGAAAUAAUUCCUCGUUCCUAUACCUUUUGGUAUUAUGUUCCAUCACUGCCCGCAGCAGUUAUCUUCAUGCUUAUAUUCAUGGCCUUGACUGGGCUUCAUUCCUGGAAGCUAGUCACCACAAGAACAUGGUUUUGUAUCGCUUUCACCCUAGGCGGCUUAUUUCAAAUCAUUGGCUAUAUAGGUCGUGCGGUAGCACACAGUAACACCGCCACCAUGGGCCCAUAUAUUGUGUCGAGCCUCUUCGUUCUCCUCGGCCCUACACUAUUCGCCGCUUCUAUCUAUAUGACCCUGGGCCGCCUAAUUCGCUACAUCGGAGCGGAGCAUCUUUCUUUUAUACGCGUCUCGCGUCUAACGAAAACCUUUGUCUGGGGUGAUGUCUUGUCUUUCGUCGUCCAAGGCAGUUCGUCCUCUCUAUCGAUCCUAGGAUAUCCUCAAUGGGCAAAGGUUGCAGUUGUUGGCGGGUUGGCAAUACAACUCGUCUCAUUUUCUCUUUUCUGGCUCACGGCCAUCAUAUUUGAGAGACGCGUUCGCCGCCAACCUACUCCAGCAUCGCUUCUACCUGGGAAUCUUUGGAAGAAGUCAUUGUAUAUGCUAUAUGCGAUCAGCGCUUUGAUAAUGAUUCGCUCAAUUUUUCGUGUAGUUGAGUAUGUGUUGGGAAACAACGGAUAUCCUCUCCAACAUGAAUGGACACUUUACAUAUUCGAUUCUGUACCAAUGGCAAUUGUUAUGGUUAUUCUCUUCAUCUGGUAUCCCAGUAUGUUAAAGACCAGGCCUGAUUUUGAGGGACAUGUGCCCCUUGCACAUGUGUACUCAAAGUUCUGA
This is a messenger RNA of Penicillium angulare, 828 nucleotides long. Its product is annotated as RTA1 domain-containing protein. The coding region runs from base 1 to 828 and encodes 275 amino acids. The transcript has 2 exons. Gene Ontology annotation, cellular component: membrane. The record is from RefSeq and is a predicted model, not a curated record. NCBI's taxonomy places the organism in Eukaryota, Fungi, Ascomycota, Eurotiomycetes, Eurotiales, Aspergillaceae.